GUCCAGGACUGAGAUGUACAAUACAGAACAGAAUAGGACAUAGUUGCAUACGAGUAUGUUUGUGUUCUUCAACCCCUGAAUUCGCCAACCAAUGCACCGCCUAUCACAUGCCGCAUCACGUCUGUUCGUUAUCUAGCGUACACACUCCCACCGCAGAUGUAUGGAUCUAGACUGUUUCAAGUCACAGUCCAGUCCCCCUUACAGUAAAGACAGCAACGCGGCAACAGUUAUUGUAUGUGUAUCGUUCGAAGCAAUCAGGGGAGCUAUGUUCGCUUAAUUACGUGUCUGAGCGGGACACACCGUCUCCGCUUGGCAAACCACCCUCCCACUCCGCACUCAACAUCUCCACGAACACAAUACAACUCUCGCUCCCUGCCAAAAAAUUCUCUCGACAGAAUUGACUUCCUGUAGGCAUCAUGAGCGCCUCCAAUUCUGGAAGUGAGUUCGAGUUCAUCGACACUCCUCCGGCCCCGUCCCCAACGGUGCCAAAGUUCGAUUGUGGUGUCAGGACCACUUCGUACCCAACCAUUCCCAAUGCUCCCCUCCCAUCCGAUAGCAAUGGAUCCGACUCCUUCUCCAACACGCUCCUUAUCUCUCUCCUCACCCUCAUCCCCGCCUGGAUAACCUACCAAUUGGGCGGUGGUUUCAAGACUUGGAUCUUCUUCUGCUUGAUCUUGGAUCUCCCUAUCCUCGCAGCGUUCUGGAUCGUCACCUCCGAGUACUUGCCCCGCAAGAACGAGAAGGCCAAGCUCCCCGGCAAGCCCAUCGAGCACUACUUGAAGUUCAAGAAGCAGGAGGACCGCGACCAGUACAAUGGAAAGGCCAAGAUCCCCAUGGAGACUUUCUACGAGAAGUACUUCGAUGGCGAUGUUGAGUUCGUCGGUGAUGCUUUGGACGUCCUCGAGCUUCGCCACGACUGGUGCAACUUCAGGUUCACUUUUGGUCUUAUCAAGCAUUUCCUCUUCGGCAUGAUUCCUGAGCUCAUCAUGCACACCAGGUCUCAAGAUGAGGAGCAGGUCCAAGAGCACUACGACCGCGGUGACGACUUCUACGCCUGGUUCCUCGGACGGCCCAUGAUCUACACCUCUGGUAUCAUUUCCGACAUCAACCGCGAGGAGUCUCUCGACGAGCUCCAGAACAACAAAAUGGCCGUCGUGUGCGAGAAGAUCAGCCUCGAGAAGGGCGAGCGCAUGUUGGACAUUGGCUGCGGAUGGGGAACUCUCGCUCGUUUCGCUUCGGUCCACUACGACGCCCACGUCACCGGUAUCACUCUCGGCCGCAACCAGACUGCCUGGGGCAACAACGGCCUGAGGAAGGCCGGCAUCGAGGAGGACCAGUCCAAGAUUCUCUGCAUGGAUUACCGUGACAUCCCCGUUCCCCAGGGCCGCUACAACAAGAUUACCUGCCUCGAGAUGGCCGAGCACGUCGGUGUCCGCCACUUCGGCGGUUUCCUCCGCCAGGUGCACGACAUGCUCGACGACGACGGUGUCUUCUUCCUCCAGAUCGCCGGUCUCCGCAAGGCAUGGCAGUUCGAGGAUCUCACCUGGGGUCUUUUCAUGAACAAGUACGUCUUCCCCGGCGCCGACGCCUCCACUCCUCUCGGCUGGGUCGUCGACAAGCUCGAGGGCGCUGGCUUUGAGGUCAAGAUGGUCGACACCAUCGGCGUCCACUACUCCGCCACUCUCUGGCGCUGGUACCGCAACUGGCUCGGUAACAAGGAGAAGGUCACCGCCAAGUACGGUGCCCGCUGGUAUAGAAUCUGGGAGUUCUUCCUCGCCUACUCGACCAUCGCCUCCCGCCAGGGCUCCGCAACCUGCUUCCAGAUCACGCUCGUCAAGAACAUCAACUCGACCCACCGCGUCGAGGGCAUCAACACGCAGUACAGUCUGGCUGGCGCCCUCGCCUCCGCAAAGGCCAAGAUCACCCGCAAGAACAAAUAGACGCAUGCUCUACCUAUGUACGCAGCUUUUGCGUCUGAGAAUGCGUGUGGCUUGCGUGACGUCCUCGCCCUGGGGGUGAGAUAGGCGGAAUAUGACCGUCCUCAUUCUAGCCUUGACUAAGUAAAACAUGAAAGGGCACGUAGAAGACGAACGAAGAAAAGAAAAGAAAAGAGGGAAAAGAAGCGGAAACAUUCAAGGUGGUUGGUAAAUCGACACGAAAAGUCGUCAACUAACAGCGAAGACAUCCCGCAUAGCAAUUAUUACUAUUACUGUUACUGUAAACGACUAUUUUUCAACAUGUAUGCAUUGAUUCCCCGUGCAACGGGGUGCGCCAUGAACUACAUUUGAGAAAAAGUAGCUAUGAGAUAGAGAAAUUUAUAUUUAUUGUUCAACGAA
This is a messenger RNA of Aaosphaeria arxii CBS 175.79, 2336 nucleotides long. Its product is annotated as S-adenosyl-L-methionine-dependent methyltransferase. The coding region runs from base 417 to 1940 and encodes 507 amino acids. The record is from RefSeq and is a predicted model, not a curated record. Gene Ontology annotation, biological process: cellular response to biotic stimulus. NCBI's taxonomy places the organism in Eukaryota, Fungi, Ascomycota, Dothideomycetes, Pleosporales. The transcript is spliced from 4 exons.